UGACAUUUGUACCCUCGUUCUUUUGCACUUUUUCCAUCGUCGGUUGCUUAUAAAGCACAAAACCCUAAUUUCGUCUUCAAUCUACCUGACCAGACCAGCCUCCGGUGCCUGCUGCUCGCGUUCGCUUGAGGUGAUGGCUCCAAAACAGCCUAAUACUGGCCUCUUUGUUGGGUUGAACAAAGGCCAUGUUGUGACAAAGAAGGAAUUGGCUCCACGCCCUUCAGAUCGCAAAGGAAAAACCAGCAAGAGGGUCCACUUUGUGAGAAGCUUGAUCCAUGAAGUUGCUGGUUUUGCACCAUAUGAGAAGAGAAUAACUGAGCUCUUGAAGGUUGGUAAGGACAAGCGUGCCUUGAAGGUAGCCAAAAGAAAGCUGGGAACACACAAGAGGGCAAAAAAGAAGAGAGAAGAGAUGUCCAAUGUUCUCCGCAAGAUGAGGGCUGCUGGAGGAGGUGAGAAGAAGAAGUAAAUGCAUACUGCAAGGCACUUGACUUCUCGGGGCUAGUUACUUAAUCUUGCUGUUGGAAGCUGAGUAAUUAGUGGAGCUUAUUUUGCUUGAUGCGGUGUUUUUCUUUGGUUUGAGACUGGAUCCACUUUCAGAAUGGUGUAAUUUCUUGAAUUAGGGAUGGCAAUUGCCUUAAUCAAUUGAAGUUUUUUCUUA
Tripterygium wilfordii is the source of this 658-nucleotide messenger RNA. RefSeq names its product 60S ribosomal protein L36-2-like. The record is from RefSeq and is a predicted model, not a curated record. Gene Ontology annotation, cellular component: cytosolic large ribosomal subunit; ribosome. Gene Ontology annotation, biological process: cytoplasmic translation. Gene Ontology annotation, molecular function: structural constituent of ribosome. Bases 134 to 466 code for a protein of 110 amino acids. Lineage: Eukaryota; Viridiplantae; Streptophyta; Magnoliopsida; Celastrales; Celastraceae. The transcript is spliced from 4 exons.